GCCCAGAGCGCCGGCGCGCUCUCCCUCGCCGCCUCCUAUCCCUGCGGCAGCGGCGCCCCGGGCCGUGCCGGGACCACUGUGCGCGUGCGCAGGAGCGCUGGGCCGCGGCGACGGCGUGGUGCGUCAUCUGGGUGCGACGCCCCGAGGGACCGUGCGGGGUUUGGCUGGCUGGAAGGUGCGGCGGCGAGACCGGGCGGGAAGAUGCCAGUGGCGGUGAUGGCAGAAAGCGCCUUCAGCUUCAAAAAGCUACUGGAUCAGUGCGAGAACCAGGAGCUCGAGGCUCCUGGAGGAAUCGCGACGCCCCCGGUGUACGGCCAGCUGCUGGCUUUGUAUCUGCUGCAUAACGACAUGAAUAACGCGAGAUACCUCUGGAAGAGAAUACCGCCUGCCAUAAAGUCCGCGAACUCUGAGCUCGGGGGGAUCUGGUCGGUGGGACAGAGGAUCUGGCAGAGGGACUUCCCCGGGAUCUACACGACCAUCAGCGCUCACCAGUGGUCCGAGACGGUGCAGCCCAUCAUGGAGGCACUGAGAGACGCAACAAGGAGGCGAGCCUUCGCCCUGGUCUCCCAGGCGUACACCUCGAUAAUCGCGGACGACUUCGCCGCCUUCGUGGGGCUUCCCGUGGAAGAGGCCGUGAAAGGUAUCUUGGAGCAAGGAUGGCAAGCUGACUCCACCACGAGGAUGGUGUUGCCCAGGAAGCCAGUUGCAGGAGCCCCAGAUGUUUCCUUUAACAGAUUUAUUCCCUUAUCAGAGCCCGCCCCAGUGCCUCCGAUUCCUAACGAGCAGCAGCUAGCCAGACUGACCGAUUAUGUGGCUUUCCUGGAGAACUGAUUGAUCCCAGAGUUCAAGAUCCACCUUCAGAAUCUUGUCCAUUGACGCGUAGAGAAGCAUAAAAUUUUUUUUCCAAUUUAUUGGCUGGAUUAAGCACCUCAGCAUUCCUGAGUAUGUGAUAAAAUACAUGUGUAAUAUAAAGUGUAUUAUAUAUACUUUGAACUCAAACAUACUGAAAGUUCAUUGAAAUAAUUCUCAUCAUUUAAGAUUGAGCAGUUUGGAUGGAGCCUGUCAGUAUUAUGCAAUUUCUAUUUCCUGGUGACUCAAAAUGAGCUUUUUGCUUCAUGUAGAACAGUGGUUGUCAGCGGUCUUUGCGCUGCCCCCGCACAGGCCGCACUCCCAUCUGUACUGUUGGCUGAUGGCCGCCGUGACUGGCUGAGGUUUGAGGAGGACGGUCCCCACGGGCCACCCCGCAUUGCUGGGGACUGUGACUCAUCCUCAUUGCAGAAUACGCUCUCUUCUCCCCGGCCCCUGAGAAUCACUAAUGCGGAUACAGAAAAAUAGCCACGGGACAAAUAAACCAUUUCCAUGGUAAACCAAGUCAGUAACAUGGAGUUUUUUCCAAUAGUGUGAGUAAAACCCUUGCUGGCAGUAGAGGCGUCCUGGGGCGUACGGAGCUGUCAGGCCUCCUUCAGAAGAAGGGACAGUGUGGAGUGCUCGCUGGGGAUUGAAGCUCCUUAGAGAAGCCAGGCACUCAGGACCACUGUCCUGCCACCUCUUGGCUGUGUGCUCAGUCCUUGGUUCAGGUUCUGUGUGGAGAAUCCCUGGACACACCUGCUUCUCGGGGCAUAGCCAUCUGCGUGUGUGAAGCUGUUUAUUGUAUCUUCAGGUUGAAACACCCCUUAGUUCAAUUACUCUGCGUUUGUUCAAUAAAUACUUAAUUUAAUUCUUUAACUGCCAUCUACGAUAGUUUCUGAAAAUAUUACUAUUUGAGCACUCUCUAGUGUGGACAAAUUUUAGCGUCAUUGUCUCAAGAUAUGAGCUUCAGUUGUGUAUCUCUGUGGUGUUCACCUAACUUAUGUUAUUACUCAUUUUAAAUAUUUUGACUCAAUUUUUCGUAACAGAUAUGGAAAUCCCUUUUAAAUUGUAAUUGAUCACCAAGUCAUGUUGUUAAGACUCCCUGACAGUUGCGGGAGCAGUAAUUCAAGAAUCAGAGGAUCCAUAAUGCGUUAGUGAUGAACCCGUUUUUAACUCCCAGGUGUUAAAUACAGAUUGUAUCUGUGGGUGCUGUUUUGGAACCAGCCCACGUGUUUGCUAGCAGGAUGGGUUGAAUAAACAACCCAGCAGACUGCAAAGGAGCGCAGGUGACGUCGGCUGCAGAGUGGAAGCAGAGAGCAAAAUGUGCUGCACCGCAGGGUGGCAGAGGGCAGCGGUUAACAGUCGUGAGAACAGAUGAGCGGCUUCUACUUCUAGAAGAAGUCUUGAAGGAUGAACCAAAAGUGAAUAAAAACAGUUCUGUAAAGAGGGAGAAGAUGGCAAGCUGCUGUGUAAGAGAGAGUUGUUGUCUCGAGGGAUCCUGACCCUGUGUUCUGCAUUAUCCGCAAGAGACACACUGAGGGCACACAGAGACUACGGUGUGAUUUCACGGUGUAAUCUCACAGAACAGUCUAUGUCCUUGUCAUCAAUAAAAGCAUGUGAUAGAAUAUAA
Oryctolagus cuniculus (rabbit) is the source of this 2479-nucleotide messenger RNA. It is a transcript of the gene COPS8, whose product is annotated as COP9 signalosome subunit 8. Gene Ontology annotation, cellular component: COP9 signalosome. NCBI's taxonomy places the organism in Eukaryota, Metazoa, Chordata, Mammalia, Lagomorpha, Leporidae. The record is from RefSeq and is a predicted model, not a curated record. Gene Ontology annotation, biological process: COP9 signalosome assembly; protein deneddylation.